Molecule: messenger RNA, 1011 nt
Organism: Chaetomium globosum CBS 148.51
Lineage: Eukaryota; Fungi; Ascomycota; Sordariomycetes; Sordariales; Chaetomiaceae
Exons: 3
Coding region: 1-1011 (336 amino acids)
Source: RefSeq, a predicted model, not a curated record
AUGCGCCGCACUCUCCGGCGGUCCUGGUGCUGCUUGUGCCAAGUCCAAGCACAAGUUGCCGAUCUUCGGUACACCCCGGUUGCUCUCGCUGCACCAAGCGGAGAGUGCACAUGUCUAGAUGAGGAACUCCUCGCCCAAAAGGGGUUCCACAACUCCGAGAUCCUCAUGGCCGACUCCGUCGCGUUACUUCGGCGGAAAGUUGAGAACGAGUCUCUGGCUGUACAGGACGGGACCAUGAACUCGGUCAUCACUCUGGCAACCAUCGAGGUCCGGUGUCAAUGCUCAUCAUGGGCCAUCCCCAGUUCGACACACAAGAUGAUAUGGGCACUGGACACGGCAUCCCCCCCUACCCCAGAAUGGCAGUUGAGCUUGAAUGCCACCCAUGAGGCUCCUCCCGAACUGACCCUCCUUGAAAUCGACGAAGACGUCAAGGAGGUUUUUAUUCGUCUACGCAGUGUCUUCCAGAGGGCACAGCAGACACCGUUUACAUCUACCCGACUCCAUGACCUGGCGGGCUUCGUCAUACACCGGCUACUACCUUCGGCUCAAGAUAUGGCAAACGAAACAGAGCCACUGACCGAAUGCGCGCGCUACGCAAUCAUUCUCUACAUGUUCAUCAUGCAGGGCCCAACCUACUUUACGCACGUAGUAAUAUUCAACCAGAUCCUUGGUCGCUUUGCCGGGCAUCUACAACGGCGAGGACACGACGCCCAAGACACGCAAGACCCGAUUAAUGUUUGGUUUCUCGCGGUUGGGAUGGUGGCAUCCACCGGAACUCCUCAUUACGCGUGGUUCAGGGACACGGCAAGGGCCAUAGCCGUACCAUUACAGCUGAGGACUUGGGAUGAUGCCUCAAAUCACAUCAAGAACAUGUUGUGGCUGGAGACACGGCAGGGCGAAGGCAUCUUUCGCCCGCAUUGGGAUGCCAUUUUCGACGGGACGGACUCCCCACAGCCGUCAUGUCUGACAGUCCAUAGGUCACCAAACAUUCCCAACGCAGCGUUUAUAUGA